Spizellomyces punctatus DAOM BR117 is the source of this 1293-nucleotide messenger RNA. RefSeq lists its product as uncharacterized. Lineage: Eukaryota; Fungi; Chytridiomycota; Chytridiomycetes; Spizellomycetales; Spizellomycetaceae. The record is from RefSeq and is a predicted model, not a curated record. The transcript is spliced from 5 exons. The coding region runs from base 135 to 1118 and encodes 327 amino acids.
UCCGGGUGCGGACGUUUGAAUUAUCCAUCUCGCAUUUGCUUUCAUUUUAAAUACUGCAACGCACACUCCAACGUAACUUUGUAAAAAUAACCCAUACCCAUCAUCAAAAGGGACCAAAGCCCAAUCAAGAAACCAUGUCAGAAGAAGUCAUUCUACACCAUUACCAUGCAUCGCCCUAUGCUCAAAAGAUUAUCUUGGCGUUGGCAUUGAAGGGUAUUCCAUUCCGGUCGUUGAUUGUUCCGCCGUACCCGCCGCGAAAGGCGACGAUACCGUUGGCAGGAGGGUAUCGAAAGAUUCCCAUUCUGCAAAUAGGAGCGGAUAUAUACUGCGAUACGGCAUUGAUUUUGGAGGAAUUGGAGAGACGGUUUCCGGAACCUAGUCUUUUGCCCAAAGAUCAAAAGGGGAAUGUCGAUGGUGCUUUGGAGUUUGCGUAUCGGAUGUGGUGUGAUAAACACUUUUUUCCGAACGCUGUUGCUCUCCUACCCUACGAAAGCCUCCCACCAGUCUUUCUGUCCGACCGCGCGAAAUUCUCGAACCGUUCACAAAUCUCGGUGGAAAAAGCAAAAGAAAAUCGUCCGAUUGCUCGGGACCAAGUUCGUAUCUCGCUGUCAACCAUUAACGCUCAGCUCUCUGAUGGACGUUCAUUCAUUUUGGAUACACCCCGUCCGACGACUGCGGAUAUUCAUGCCGUCAUGUGUGUGUGGUUUUUGCGGACCUUUCCUGACGAACGAAAGCGGCUUGAGGAUGGUUCGUAUGGAGAUGUGAAAAAGGUUUUGGAAUGGUAUCAGAGGCUUUAUGGCCUCAUUGGGCGUCCUUCGUCAUUGGGGAAACCCAUCACGGCUGAAGAAGCGUUGGACGUUGCCCGGAGGGUACGGAAGGGGGUGGAUGCUAUUGGAAAGAGUGAGCCGGAUGAAGUGGGCCGGCAGAUUGGCGGGUUGGUGGUGGUCACCCCUGAUGACACGGGAAGGGUACCGGUUGUUGGAAAGUUGGUCAAGUUGGAUCAAGCAGAGGUCGUGGUGAGAGUCGAAAAUCAAGAAUUGGGCUUUGAGACGGAUGUUCACUUUCCCAGAUUGGGGUUCGUGGUCGUCCCCUAUUCUGACAAGACGGCACGCCUGUGAAAAAAGAAUCCUUGUACUGCGUGCUGUGUGAGUAAACUUCCUGUUUGACACGACAUUGGGACGAAUUUGGUCUUUUGUGUGUGGUCGGUCUCACUUGACAUGUGUUUAUGCAUGGCCGUAAACCCUCGGUAGUCCAACCCAUGUAUUCUAGAAUCAUAUAUGCCUACUCUAUCAA